This is a messenger RNA of Theobroma umbraticum, 1356 nucleotides long. It is a transcript of the gene PDE329, whose product is annotated as calcium homeostasis regulator. The record is from RefSeq and is a predicted model, not a curated record. Gene Ontology annotation, biological process: photosystem I assembly. Lineage: Eukaryota; Viridiplantae; Streptophyta; Magnoliopsida; Malvales; Malvaceae.
AUAUAAACGUGCGGCUGAAAACACAGCAUCCAACGAGAUUAACUACCAAACUCCGACAUCCAUGGCAGCCGUGCACUGCCAUCGUCUUUCCUCUCGUCGUCUGUCCACAGUCGCAACUUUUCUCUUCAUGCAACCAAAUUUCGCCUUCACUUCUCCAUUUCCUCACCUUUACAGCAUCCAAAUAAGACCUCCUAGGCCAAACAAUCAAACACCAACAAUGGGUACUUGGCUAGCAUCAAAGCUUACAUGGAAAACCCAAACUCCAUCUCAGGUUUUGCUAGCAAAGUCAUUGGCUCUCUCCCUGUGAUCGGCCUUGUAGCCAGGAUUUUUAGUGAUGAAGGUGGUGUUGGUGGGGAUAUUAUAGAUUUUGCAGAGUUUAGAAGAAGGGUCGGCAAGAAAUGUACCAUUACUGAUUCUAGAGCCUUCUAUGAGUUCCAAGAUAGGAGAGGCCGGGCAGGGGAUCCUUUGUAUGUUCUGCUAUGCUGUUGGCUAGCAGCUGUUGGUGCUGGUCUUCUUAAAUCCGAGGAGAUAUUGGAAGGGGUAGCAAGGCUUCGGCUUUCAAAUGAUAUUGAAUUUGAAGAGCAGAAUUUUAUUGCAAUGAUGAGCGAUGCAAGAGAGAGGCGAGCAAAGUUGAAUGUUGAGACCCCAACUGUCGCCAUGGAGACUCGAGCUGAGAAGGCUCUAGAUGCAAUUUAUGUCUGUUGCUUUGGGAAAGAUCCAAUAGAAGAGGAAGACGAGAGCUUGCUGAAUAUUAUGCUUAAAGCUGUUUUCCCAACUGUUGAGAAAUCACAGAUACAAAGAAUUAUCAAGGACAAGGCAGUGAAAGUAGCAGAAGGGGGUGAUGCAGACACUGUUCCAGAACUAAAGCCAUUAUCAAAGGAAGCUGUACAAUUGCAAAUGAAAGACCUUGAAUUUCUUAAACAAAACAGGGAGACAUAGAAGAAAUGUUAAACAAAAUGGAAUCCUUUGUUUCUUCACACUACAUAGUGUAUCAGAAGUUGAAGCUAAGAAGAGUGUAUCGGAAGUUGAUGCUAAGAAAAUGGCUCCAUGAUUUCCAUCCUCAAAUGCGUGAUGAAAUGGAAACUGAUACUUCACCAAAAACAUAGACUCCCUGAUCAGUUUGUUCUCUAUGGCAGAUAAAUCAUGGUGGUUGUUUCUGUUUCCAUUCUUUAACCCCAGUCUUUUGGUUUCCCUUUUCUCUGUUUUUUGUUCUUGUUUUUUUGUAGUUCCAAAACCCAUAUUCUGGUGCAAGCUUUUGACAAAGGCACCAUUAAAUGGAACAUCUUGUGAGUGCGAUACAAGUUCAAAGCUCUUCUGCUGAUAAUGAUAAAUUGGGACUCCUUUCACUUACUGUCA